CAUAGCUUAAUUUCUUCAUCUCAUCAAGCCUCAAACAACAACUAUACUCUUCCCUCUCUUUGAAACUAUGGGUACUUUAGUUGGGCAUGUAGUACCAGGCUUUGGGUUUGUUCUGAUUGGAUUAUGGCACCUCUUCAACCACAUCAAGCUCCAUCUUCAACAUCCCAACUCCUACAGGGCACCAAUAUGGUUUCCCGCCUCCAAGUUCAGGUACUUGGAGCUCUUGUUGAUCAUCUUAGGUUCAUCAGCCUCCGUUGCCAUGGAACUCUUCAUCAGUCCUGAAAAACACCAACCGUUCGACGAUGACGGAACCAUCCCUUCAAACCAUCUCCACAACUUCGAGCACGCCUCAAUCUCCAUGACUUUCUUGGUCUACGCUGCCUUGGCUAUCGUUCUCGACAAAUUAGCACCUAGAGCUCAGCAUGGUCUGACCCAAAUCCUCGGAGCCGUAGCCUUUGGUCAGCAACUGCUACUCUUUCACCUUCACUCUUCUGACCACUUGGGACCUGAGGGCCAAUACCACUUGCUUCUUCAGCUUGUGAUUCUUGUCUCCUUGAUCACAACCCUAGUGGGACUUGGUUUCCCCAAGUGCUUCCUGAUCAGCUUUGUGAGGUCACUCAGUAUAUUCUUCCAAGGUAUCUGGCUUAUGGUCAUGGGGGUUAUGCUCUGGACACCUGGGUUGAUUUCCAAAGGUUGUUUUCUAAAUGAUGAAGAGGGUCACGAAGUGGUUAAGUGCCAAAGCGAGGAGGCACGUCACAGAGCACUGUCGUUGGUGAAUCUUCUGUUUAGUUGGUUCUUGAUUGGAAUUGCCGUUUUUGGGGUGGCCUUCUAUUUGGUUUUGGUUAAGUUUUACGGUGAAAAGGUGGAGUACUUUACUCUGGGAAGUGACCGUGAAUCUGAAGAAGAUGAUGAUGUGGAAUCUCAGAAGAGAAGCAAUGUUGGAGACUCGAAGAGCUUUGUGGAUCAUAUGGGAAAGACAGCCUUUGCGCCAAUAGACAUGGAAAGGUAGAAAAGGAAAUGUGCAACGUAGAUAUUGAAUCGAAUUAAGCAUUGUGUGAUUAGGUAUAUGUGCGUAUAGAUUAAUUAGAUUGAUGGCUACCACUUUAUAAAUUAUUGUGGAGAUUUGUGGAUGGAAAAUCAAGGGAAUUUAGGGAAGAAUUGUUGAGGGAAAUUGUUUGGUUUGCAUUGAAUAUUGACGGGUAUUCUGCCUAAACCUAGUCCUAUAUGUUGGUGUGUGUAUAUGGAAAAGUUACCAGUGAUCGAAGAUGGAGAGAGCGCUGUUGGAAUUGUACAUUAAAAUUUCAUUUGAUUUUGUUAUAAACUUUGCCUUAUCUUUAAGCUUGUGAGAGUGAAUAUGCAUGAUUUCAUUACAAAGCUUGUUUUUUAGUUAAUUACUUAUGAAACGUAUCAUAGAUAAUCUAGCUCCUUAUUGCAUGACAAUUCUGUUUCUUAGACUCAUUGCUUAAGUAUCAAAUCAAAGUGAAUGAUUUUGGAUG
Messenger RNA from Fragaria vesca subsp. vesca, 1496 nucleotides. RefSeq lists its product as uncharacterized. The transcript has a single exon. The coding region runs from base 68 to 1009 and encodes 313 amino acids. The record is from RefSeq and is a predicted model, not a curated record. Lineage: Eukaryota; Viridiplantae; Streptophyta; Magnoliopsida; Rosales; Rosaceae.